AUGGACACCUCUUUCAGCAAAGCCACGUACUUCGCUGUCCCAGACAACGACAGAUACCCAAAGACAUCCUCCUUCACGCCCUUGAAGGUCGUCGGCUAUCUUCUGCUCGCGCUCGCGACCGCCGUAUCUAUUCUUUCUUUCUCAACAGAUCUGACAGCUUACAUACCAACCUUGCGGUCCUGCUCAACAUCUAUGACAUCUCCUGCUCAAGGCUGGCAUGUCCGUGCUAACGUCCACCCUUCUGGAUCUGGAUAUGAACCGUCCCGCUCCAACCUCAUACUCAUCCUCCAGCGUCUGACCAAGGUCGAGCCGGAGGGCUUCACGCUCUCUCUCUUCUCUCCCGACGUUGCUAUCGAUUCGAAUGGGAGGGUCCUGCGGCUCUCGAGCGAGGAUUGGAGCGCGUUGGAAGCCUUGGCUGUGAAAGCGAGGGACCCAGAGCGGGUGCCCACGACUGGCUCAUACAGAAACCGGUGGAGGAUUCAACAGCGACGCAGCGACCUUCCAAUCGACCAAUUCUGGCUAGCAAAAGACGCGACAGGCCCUUUGUAUCCAGUAGGCGUGCACGGUUACGUUGAUGGCACGACGGCUUUGUCGACACCUGUUGGCGAUAUAGCUGAGUUACCUGAAGAUCUGCAUGCGCUGUUGAAGUUGACGUUGGAAGGAAGAGAAGAUUAUGACAGAGGUGCCAAAGACACCACCGUUAUUUCCAAGGUCCUUGCACUUCUUGAGUGA
Molecule: messenger RNA, 732 nt
Organism: Heterobasidion irregulare TC 32-1
Lineage: Eukaryota; Fungi; Basidiomycota; Agaricomycetes; Russulales; Bondarzewiaceae
Exons: 3
Coding region: 1-732 (243 amino acids)
Source: RefSeq, a predicted model, not a curated record